Molecule: messenger RNA, 831 nt
Organism: Spodoptera exigua (beet armyworm)
Lineage: Eukaryota; Metazoa; Arthropoda; Insecta; Lepidoptera; Noctuidae
Source: the annotation of a GenBank genome assembly
AAUUCCUAUAAAAUGUUGGCCAAAUGCUCUCAAUUUCAUUCCCAACAUUCCCCUUCUGAUCCUAAAAUAAAUCUAUCCGGAUUUCCGCUACAUCGCGAUUCCACUGUCAAUGAACGCUGGAAAGUGCACUAACAGCUCUAGUUCCGCUGAUACCGGUCGAUGAACCCAAGGAAUGCGCGUGCGCACGCCACACAUCUCAACUAAUCAAAAUCAUGUCUCUCGACGAGCAAUUCUCCAAAGUCGCCACCUCCGUCAGGAACUGGAAGACCACUCCCAGCAACGAUGAGAACCUUGCCCUGUACUCCUUGUACAAGCAGGCCACCAUCGGAGAUGUCAACAUCGCUGAGCCCAGCGGCAUGGUAGAGAACGCCAAGUUCAAGGCAUGGACCAGCCGCAAGGGAAUCUCCAAGGAUGACGCUAAGAAACAGUACAUCGAAAUGGCUGAGAAGCUGGCUCCUAAAUACGCAUAAUCAUGUUUAUUGUAAGGAUACCCACCUACUUUAAUUUCAUAAAUUUAAAUUAUUACCAAUAAACGCAUCCAUUUUUGCAGAACUAUUUAUUUUUAUUCAAGUAAAAGAAGAAAUAACAAUAGAUAGAUAUCUAUAGAUAUCUACAUAAAUAUAUACGAUAUACAUCUACACAAAUAUAAUAAAGAGGGAAAAUUACAUUGUUUGAUUGUUUGUAUUGAAUCGAUUCCGAAACUACUUGACAUUUUGAAAAACCCUACUUGGAUCCGCUCUAUUCCCGUUGAACAUAGGAUAUAAUUUUACGCAGGUGAAAUCACGGAUUUGAGCUGGUUAAAUAUCUACAUAAUGGUAGUUUAGCAUGCAU